Molecule: messenger RNA, 2915 nt
Organism: Paramormyrops kingsleyae
Lineage: Eukaryota; Metazoa; Chordata; Actinopteri; Osteoglossiformes; Mormyridae
Source: RefSeq, a predicted model, not a curated record
AUAGCUGCACGUAAAAUGAUCAAUCCAAUAUGAUUUGUUGUGAUGCAUUAGGUGAUAUCUUCCUGGGGAUUCCGUUAGUGCAGCUCCAAAAAAGGGCAUCGAGCGCGACAGACGGGCUCCCGUCGUGUCACACUCGUGGGUAUGACAAAUUCAUUGUCCUGCCAGGCUUUGUAUUUAGGUAGUUACUUCCGUAACCUGAUCUCCACCCGGCAAUCGUCCAAGGACUCCAUGUAUUUCAUGAACAUUUUCGGAGAAUCUGAAGGGCAGGACUUAAGAAAGUUUAAGCGUUGUCCUGUCGCCGUGACUUUAGUGCAGUCAUGGCGCGUGCUGACGGGCUGUACACUGAAGUACUACAGACAGUUCAUUAGAUGAUCGUUUUUAUUUUUAUUGUUUAGAAACCACACGAACCACUUUAAGCAGCUUCUGCUGGUGCUUGGUGUGACGUUCUGCUCUUAAUGGACCAACGAGAAAUGACGAUGCGGGGUAAAGCUCGGUCUUCCGAAUGAACUUUGCAGGCUAAAUGAAGACUCCCCUGCCUACUGACGAGGAGGGCGUGCACGUGCCAGAUGGCCAGUCAGAUACAGUGCCGCUGGAGCCGAUUUCAGAACAAGCGGAAGGGGAUGUGGUCCCCGAACCCGGCCGUCCGGCCUGGGACAGCAAGCUGCAGUACGUGCUGGCACAGGUGGGCUUCAGUGUGGGCCUGGGAAAUGUCUGGAGGUUCCCCUACCUGUGUCACCAGAAUGGCGGAGGAGCCUUCCUGUUGCUGUAUGUGCUCCUGCUGAUGCUGGUGGGAGUGCCACUAUUCUUCCUGGAGCUGGCGGCGGGGCAGUCCGUCCGGCAGGGCAGCAUCGGUGUGUGGAAGCACAUUGCCCCCCGGCUGGCGGGAAUCGGCUACUCCAGUUGCAUGGUGUGCUUCUAUGUGGCCCUUUACUACAAUGUCAUCAUUGCCUGGAGCCUCUUCUACCUUGGCAACUCCUUCCAGUCCCCCCUUCCCUGGGAGCAGUGCCCCAUCUACAGCAACUUCACCGUUCAGGAAUGCUCCAGAACCUCCCCCACCACCUACUUCUGGUUCCGCGAGGCCCUGGACAUCACAGACUCCAUCGAUCAGACCGGGCAGUUCAACCCCAUCAUGACUGGCAGCCUGAUGGCUGCCUGGGUGAUUGUCUGUCUUGCCAUGAUCAAGGGCAUCAAGUCAUCCGCCAAGGUGAUGUACUUCUCCUCUGUGUUCCCCUACAUUGUUCUUCUCUGCUUUCUCAUGCGGGGGCUGCUGUUGGAUGGGGCCUCUGAAGGCAUUUCCUACAUGUUCUAUCCUAAGCUGCAGAUCUGGGGCGAGGUGCAGGUCUGGAGGCAGGCCGCCACACAGGUUUUCUUUGCCCUGGGGCUCGGCUUCGGCUCUGUCAUCGCCUACUCCUCCUACAACCCCCCGAACAAUAACUGCCACCGCGACGCCCUCAUGGUGUCCGUCAUCAACUUGCUCACGUCCGUGCUCGCCUCUCUCGUGGUCUUUGCGGUGCUGGGCUUCCGUGCAAAGAGCAUGGCGAUGGCCUGCGUGCUGCGGAACGUGGGCCUCCUGACGGAGAUGUCAGCCAUGGGGUCUACGCAGCAUCUCCCGCUGCCAUGGGCCAGCGGAUCUGAUCCUGGAUCAGUGUCCCUGCGGGAAUACCGGCAGUGGUUCCAGCAGUAUGGUGCCCAAAUUGGGAGUGGCAUCACGGACUGCAGCCUGGAGGAGGAGAUGAACCAGGGAGUGGAAGGCACGGGGCUGGCCUUCAUUGCCUUCACCGAGGCCAUGGUUCUCUUCCCAGCCUCGCCUUUCUGGUCCAUGCUCUUCUUCCUCAUGCUGCUCAACCUCGGCCUCAGUACCAUGUUUGGCACCAUGCAGGGCAUCCUCACCCCCCUCAGUGACAACUUCCAUCUGCUGAGACGCCACAAGACCCUGCUAACGGUGGCCAGCUGCAUCCUGGGCUUUCUCAUCGGCCUACUCUUCACCCAGCGCUCUGGGAACUACUUUGUCACCAUGUUUGAUGACUACUCCGCCACCCUGCCCCUCAUCAUCGUGGUCGUAUUUGAGACGUUUGCCGUGUCCUGGAUCUACGGCGCCGACCGCUUCCUGGAUGACAUAGAAGUCAUGCUCCAGUGGCGCCCCCCAGUGGUUUACAAAUACCUGUGGCAGUUUGUGUGCCUGCUGGCCAUGGUGGGUCUUCUGGGGGCCAGUUUGCUGCGCAUGUUCUUCAAAUGGCCCACCUACACAGCCUGGAACCAGAGCAUGGCCUCUGAGAAGGUACUGCCAUACCCCGGUUGGGCUCUUGCCCUGCUCUCUCUGCUCAUCCUGCUGGCCUGCCUGCCUCUGCCCGUGCUUUACAUCCACACCCAUCUGAGGCGUUGCCUAGGCAGCCAGGGGGGCCCACUGGAGGCGGGGCUUAGCCACAGAGACACGUAUGUCAAAUGCGAGACGGACGAACCUGCCGCCGCCCAGCAGCUCAUCCCAUUGGAGGAGGAGCAAGAAGCUGGCAGGGCCUCCUUCCUGUCACUGGGUGCAGAGCACUACAGGCUCCUCCCUCAGAAGGACCUGGUGGAGGAGGACAUUGAAGAGGACACUGGGGUAUGAGGGAGCGCGAGAAGGGAGAGGAUGAUCAAACGGAAGGAGUGAUGAGGAGAUCAGCUGGUGUUGCAGGCCUGGGUGGAGGAGGCGCUGCUCCAUGCCGUGCUGUCCUCCUCCAGCUUCUUCAGGAGCCACUCUCUGUUCUCGCUGUCGCACUAUGAUGUGGCUGAAACUGCACAGUGCAGGCAGACCAGCAUCCAUGUAAACACACACACACAGAUAUACACACACAGAUAGACACACACAGAUAUACACAGACAGACAGACACACACACACAGAUAUACACAGACAGACAGACACACACACACAGACACA